AUGCACACCACGGCGGACAACACCCCGCCACUGACAAGCUUCGAGUCUCUCUCGGGCUCAAGAGCAAACGCAAAUGCAAACGCAAACACGUACCUGACCCGACCAACCACGUCUUGCUCGGCACCUUCAGCUUGCACUCCAACCUCGUCUAAGACGGCCGGCAAGCACGAAAGCCGUCUCUACAUAGGCAACCUACACGCAACAGUAGACGAGUACACUCUCAUCUCUACCUUUUCGAAGUUCGGCAAAAUCUCAAAACUUGACUUCCUCUUCCACAAGUCUGGACCACAACGUGGACAAGCUCGUGGCUAUGCUUUUGUUGAAUAUGCCUCAGCCCAGGAAGCUUUAGAAGCGGUGGUAGGGGCACAUGACAAGACGCUCAGAGGUAGGAAGAUCUCGGUCAAGUUUGCGAGCAAAAAUGAUGAGAGCGGCGCUGCGAGUGGAGCAGUAGGCCCGCAACGAAGAGAUCGGAGAGCAGGAGCAGAGAACGAGACGAUCAAGAUCAGUAGACAGGCGAAACAGCGGCAUGGGACUGAUGCCAAGAUCGCCGCCAUGGAAGCAAAGUUGGCCAAGAUGCGACAAGCGAAAGCUCCGCCAACCGCAGCACCGUCGAGCUCAAUGCCGAGUGGUACUGGAAAGGCAUCGCUGCCUGCCAAACCCAACUUGAAACCGGCAAACGAGACGACCAAGUCAAGACAACAGCCUCGUUGA
Molecule: messenger RNA, 711 nt
Organism: Ustilago hordei
Lineage: Eukaryota; Fungi; Basidiomycota; Ustilaginomycetes; Ustilaginales; Ustilaginaceae
Exons: 2
Coding region: 1-711 (236 amino acids)
Molecular function (GO): RNA binding
Source: RefSeq, a predicted model, not a curated record